Molecule: messenger RNA, 1749 nt
Organism: Pimephales promelas (fathead minnow)
Lineage: Eukaryota; Metazoa; Chordata; Actinopteri; Cypriniformes; Leuciscidae
Source: RefSeq, a predicted model, not a curated record
CUUUAUUUUCGUGUAAAUGUAUGCAGAAACGCUUUUAUAAUCUCUGUUUACAGCAUAAGUAGGUCAUUGCUGUUGGGUAACUGCGCUUUCUGUAUAUUUUUAACAUUUUAAAAUGUCAGUAGUGUUUAUUACCAUUUAUAACCACAUUAUUGUUGGGGUAUGAGUGAUUUUAAGCGAAGCUAAAUUUGUCAACUGAUUUAACUUGUGUUUUACCGCUCAAUGUACAGAUAUAAACAAUUCAACAAUCGUAAUGUUAGUUAUUAUUAUUAGAAAUGUUGUUUGAGUCUGUCAUGUUUCCUACAGCUCCUGUAAAUGCAUAUUAAUGAGCCCAAUUUUUAAUUGAAAUUCCAGUGGUGGCCGCUAGAGAGCGCCAGUGAUCAAUAAUCUUGAAGCACAUACUCUAAAUGAUAAUGAUAAUUGGUAAAUGAUGCUUUCUGUGUUUCAGCAUGUUUCUGGUGGGGUUAACCGGAGGGAUCGCCUCAGGGAAGAGCACAGUGUCUUCUCAACUCAAAGAGCUAGGCUGUCCUGUCAUCGAUGCAGAUCUGGUUGCCCGAAAAGUGGUGAAGCCCCAGAGCCCAGCGUACAGACUGAUUUUACGGCACUUUGGACGGGAAAUAUUGUUAGACAAUGGCGAGAUUGACAGACAGAAACUGGGGCAGAUAAUCUUCUCCAACCCAGAGAAGCGAAGACUUCUGAACUCCAUCACACACCCAGAAAUACAUAAAGAAAUGUUCAAACAAAUACUGCUGUACUUCAUCAAAGGCUACAGGUAUGUGAUUUUGGAUGUGCCGCUGCUUUUCGAAACUCGACGUCUCACUCGGUUCCUAACCCACACUGUUGUCGUAUACUGUGAUCCGGCGACGCAGCUGUCCCGACUCAUGCAGAGGGAUGGUUUGAGUCAGGAGGAGGCCGAAAAGAGAACUGGCGCUCAGAUGCCCCUCAAAGAGAAGCGCGGACUGGCCAGUCACGUGAUCGAGAACUCGGGCUCUCGCGAGGACACUCACAGACAGGUGCUGCGACUGCACACCAAGCUGGAGGACUCCAUGGAGUUUCUGGUCGUCAGGGCGGUCGCCGUGGCAGCCGUCGCCGGGCUCGGCGGCCUGUUCCUGUAUACAGUCAGACUGCUCGUCUCUUAGCAAACAUACAGAACUCUAUGUUCACCCAAAACUGAACUUCUGUCAUCAUUCACUCCUGUAUGCAUUCCUUGCUUUUUGAAGAAAUGCCUAACAACAUUGGACCCCAUUGACUUUCACUCUAAUCUAACGCCUAAACUCAUUCAGGUUUGGAAUGACGAGUAAAUGAUGACAGAAUUUUAAUUUCAGUCUGAAAACAAUAAAGAAUAGGAUUUUUUAUUUUAACAUUUUAAGUUGUGUUAAGGUUUUAUUGGAUGUCUAACCUCACUUGACCUCACCACCGACAGCUAGUUUGCAGCCUGAGCUACAUCUGUGAAAUCUCCAUAUUGACGGUUACUGCACACAGUUGUAUUAUGUGAUUUCUGUGGAUUGUACGGUACGUCUAGCGCAGGCUGCGUAACUAUCAACACAAUAACUGUGAUUCAUCUUAAGUGUAAUAUAUUGUAUAAAAUAGAACUGACAACAAUGCAACUUUUUUUUUUUACCUCAAUACACAUUUGUUUGUUAAUUAUGAAUUCACGCUUUCACAAAAUGGAAUGUAUCAGUAUCUUCUGCUGCUCUUUGUGAACAUCAUAUAUUUUGAUCUAUAUCUGAAUUAAACAGAUAUACAACAUCA